Strongylocentrotus purpuratus (purple sea urchin) is the source of this 2143-nucleotide messenger RNA. RefSeq lists its product as uncharacterized. The transcript is spliced from 3 exons. Gene Ontology annotation, molecular function: protein binding. The record is from RefSeq and is a predicted model, not a curated record. Lineage: Eukaryota; Metazoa; Echinodermata; Echinoidea; Camarodonta; Strongylocentrotidae. The coding region runs from base 497 to 1132 and encodes 211 amino acids.
GAUGAAAAGGCUUGGCGCGAUAUUACAACAGUGAGGAGUAUAAACAUCAGAGACAAACGAAGUAAUAUUUAAUAAGAGUUUUGGGAAAAAAUUAAUCGAGCACGGUUUUCCCCGAUGUCUAAUUUAGAACAUUUUGUUGAACGACGGGUGAGUGAAAAGAAUCCCGGCGGAUAUAUGAGGCGGGAGUAGACACCCAAUCAUCUGGCAAUACGUUUACCAUUCAUUUUCAGCGCAGUAGUUCCUGACCCAGUUUCGUUCUCAGCCGCAAUGUUGCGAUUUCUCUCGUCCAAAAGCAACCGUAUGCCUACUGUAUUAAAAACCGUGUGACAACGUCGCCAAAACCAUCCCCAUAUCGCACCUGUAGACAAAUCUUCUAUCAUUAAGAAGGUCCCUGAGCUACAAAUACUUUCAUAUUAACCAAAUUAAAAAAAGUGAUCGAAACCGUGAUAAUCCUGACCGAAUACACAGCACUGAUUAGAUUACGACAAGGGAAAACAUGAGUACAUACGGAAACACCGGCAACGAAGGCCAGAGAGGGUAUGGUGAAGGAAAUAGCGAUGUGAAUACAUAUGGCAACAGAGGCAACGAGCCCUCCCGAAAUAGAGACUUCAUCAACAUCAAAAUAUUCGUGCAUCCUGACAAUAAGAGCCCUGUUUAUAUGCAGGCAAACUUAAAAUGGACGCUCGACGAGCUACACUUCAGUUUGGCCGAAAAAUGUAGCCUGACUCCCGGUCAGUGCCACUCAUCUUGUGAUGGAUUGCUGCUGUCGGGUUCACGCAAGGUUUGGGAAACGGAGAUAAAAAAUGACUCCACCGUCAUCCUCUACGAGGGCGAAGGGACCCCCACACCAGGAGUGAUAAAAAACGAGCCUUCCAAGCACACUAAGGUGAAGAUAACCAUCAUACUCCUUAAUGGAAAGACUCGUGAUAUGGAAGUAGACUUAGAUCAGAAGCAAAGCUGCUUGGUUAAACAGGUUUCUGCUGAAAUCGGUGUGCAUGAAAGCCAGAUCGACCUUAUGCAUGACGGAGAAAAAUUAACGGGCUCGACGACACUGCGAGAGGCUAAGAAAAAGAUAAAGAAUGGAAGCAAAAUGCAUGUCGUUUUACGAGUCCGUGGGGGCGACAGUCAGUAAAAAAAAUCAUGUGCUUAGUUAAUACGCUUCAAAGCACAUGUAUGACAGCCAUUGUUGAAUCAUCUUUUUCAUUAAAGGAGGAUAUUUACAUAUGAAUAUUAUGAUAUCAUUCGGUAUAUUUUAUCAUAAUGAGGGAAAUACACACCUUCCAUUCAAUGCACAAGUCACAUAAACCCCUCUUAGAUGUUAGCUAAUCAUGGUUAUUUUCUUAAUCAAUAUAGUGAAUUCGAAUGCCUGAUACUACAUCGAUAUUUCUUUCCACAUUAUGUUUUAAUAAUUGAAAGCAAAUCUUGUUAAAGAUCAACUGUUAAAAGUGUUUAUUGUAUUUCCAUGGACGAAGAUUUUGUUCAAAAAUUUGUUGUUGUUGGUAUACACAUAUUACCAGAAAAUUUUGUGACGACCUUGAAAAAACAAUUUUCCAAGUGCCUGUAGCCGCCUACAAAUAUGUACCUACAUUACAAGAAGUUUUCCGCUUUGAACCUUUACUUCACUCUUCAUUAAUGAAGAUUUGCUGAAAGACGAUAUUAUUGAUAUAGUUCUGUGUUUUAUCUUAUUUGGGUAAAUACAUAUCGUCAUUACAAUUCCUAUUUUUGUCUGUUUACGUCGUGUGUAAUGAAUCAUUAUGUGGGUGCCGGUUAUCAUGGGUUUACUUGAUGACUUUGAAAGGGGGAGGAGUGUCAUAUAUGAUUAUAAGAACAUAGACCAAUUGAAUAUGUAGUAGUUGGUCCCAGUCCAACCUUCAAUCCCCCACAGACAAACCUGCCCACAAAUUGUGUAUAGAAGAAUCCACUUCAGCAAAAUAAAAUCGAAUGUUGGAUCCAACCGUUUUUUUAGAUGUUCAUUACUGAUUUAGAUGUCAUAAGUAGAAAAUUUUGUUUUAAUUUUGUCAAUCUGCAUAGACAUAAAUGCUAGAAUUAUUUGAAUGUUACCCUUUCAAAUAGUUCUUUGUAAUGCUAUUAAAUAAUAAUAUUAAUAAUUCGAGCUAGAAUAGAUAUUGGGAAAAUUAAAAUA